Molecule: messenger RNA, 1358 nt
Organism: Coccinella septempunctata (seven-spotted ladybird)
Lineage: Eukaryota; Metazoa; Arthropoda; Insecta; Coleoptera; Coccinellidae
Product: (Lyso)-N-acylphosphatidylethanolamine lipase-like
Exons: 6
Coding region: 207-1205 (332 amino acids)
Cellular component (GO): lipid droplet
Source: RefSeq, a predicted model, not a curated record
CGGCCUUGAACAAUCAUUUGAAAUGAUGCCAGAUAUAAUUAGGCUAUUGUAACCACUCGUGUUUCCCAUAGGUUAGUUCAAUUUUGACAACCGUCAUGAUUAAAACAUAUAAAAAAUUCAGGUGGAGCUAGUGAUUCCAGCCUUGCUCGUCAUGAAUAGUGAAAUUAAGGAGUGAGAAUAAGAGCGCUACACCUACUCUGAAAAUAAUGUUUUGGAAUCAGUUCUCCGAAGAAAAACUCAUUGAACUGGAGCAUACCAUCUUAUCGACUCUGAAGGUACCUUACGAAACAUUCUAUGUCCCGAUUGAGUUGAAAUCAGGUUCCGAGGAAAAAAUAUGGACAAUAAGCUUGAACUCGGAAUCGACGAAGACACCUUUAGUUCUAGUACACGGCUUCGCUGCUGGAAUAGGUUUUUGGUGCAGAAACCUGGAUGAUUUAUCGAAAGAUAGACCGGUUUACGCCAUGGAUCUGUUGGGUUUUGGGAGAUCAUCAAGGCCAACGUUCAGUUAUGAUCCAGACGAAGUCGAAAAAGAAAUGGUAGAUAGUAUUGAGGCUUGGAGAAAGAAACUCAACUUAAAUAAAUUCCAUUUAUUAGGCCAUAGCUUGGGGGGAUUUAUAUGCACAUCAUAUUCAUUUUGUUAUCCGGAAAGAGUGCUACAUCUUCUUCUUGCUGACCCUUGGGGUUUCACCGAUCACUUGAGUGAAAAACCGUCAUUUUUUUCCAAUCUCUUAUUCACCAUUGUCCAUGUGAGAGCUUUAGAGUUUGUCAGAGCAAUCGGACCAUUCGGUCCUUGGUUGAUUCAGAGAGCUAGAUCCGAUAUAGCCAUAAAAUUUGAAGAUAUAAUAGAGGAUAAAUCUAUUUUACCAAACUAUGUUUACCAAUGCAACGCACAAAACCCUACGGGUGAACGAGCAGCUUACAGCAUGAUAUGGGGUUACGGAUGGUCCAAAAACCCAAUGAUACUGCGCAUUGAUGAAUUGGAGAAAGAAAUUCCUAUAACAUUAAUAUUUGGAUCCGAUACAUGGAUGGAUAUAUCUAUUGGGCAGAAAAUAAAAGAACUAAGGCCAGAUUGUUCGGUAGACAUAAAUAUCAUUGACGAUUCCGGACAUCACCUCUAUUCUGAGAAGGCAGAUGAGUUCAAUGACAUAGUGAUUACAUCAUGCAAACUGAAAGAUUUGAAUAAUGAUAAUGAUUUAAAAGAAUGAGGAAACCAAGUGAAACCCUAGGGCCUAGGGUAAAUCCGAAGAUGUGGCUUUACAGAUUAAUCAUAAUAUUAACAUUUCAGUCUGGGGAUCAACAUCAAUUGAUGGUUAUGAUAAAGUAUAAAGUAGAUGAAUAAUAAAUUUUUUUCAUCGAAA